Adineta steineri is the source of this 927-nucleotide messenger RNA. The record is from the annotation of a GenBank genome assembly. Lineage: Eukaryota; Metazoa; Rotifera; Eurotatoria; Adinetida; Adinetidae.
AUGUUUUGUUUUCAUCAUUUUCUAGGACCAACAUUCAACAAAUGGAAACAAAAUGCCAUCACCGUUGCUGGUGGAAAUGGAGAAGGACAAAAAUUAGAUCAACUCAAUGGCCCUGGAGGGAUAUUUAUCGAUAGAAAUAGAAAUAUUUUUAUUGCUGAUGGUUGGUUAAAUCAUCGUAUUGUUAAAUGGGAAUAUAAUGCAAAGGAAGGACAAAUCAUUGCAGGUGGACAUGACAGAGGAAAUGGAAUGAAUCAAUUGAAUCGACCAACUGAUGUAAUUGUUGAUCAACAGAAUCAUUCGAUCAUCAUUGCUGAUUAUAAGAACAGACGAGUGAUUCAAUGGUUAAAUCAAAAGCAACAAAUUCUCAUCGAUGAUAUUGACUGUUAUGGCUUGGCAAUGAAUAAAAAUGGAUUUCUUUAUGUUUCUGAUCGUGAGAAUAAUGCAGUAAGACGAUGGAAAAUGGGAGAAUAUAACAAUGAAGGAGGUGUAGUGGCAGGUGGAAACGGACAAGGAAGUGAACGCAAUCAACUCAAUAAUCCUGGUUUUAUUUUUGUUGAUGAUGAUCAAUCUGUUUAUGUAGCAGAUAUAGGUAAUCAUCGUGUGAUGAAAUGGAGAAAAGAUGCAAAAGAAGGACUAGUUGUGGCUGGAGGAAAUAGUCAAGGAAGAAAUCUCAGUCAAUUGUCUUCACCUUAUGGAGUAAUUGUUGAUAAUUUGGAUCAAAUCUAUGUGGCAGAUUUUGGGAAUGAUCGAAUAAUGCGUUGGUGUGAAGGAAAAAGUGAAGGUGAAAUUCUUGUUGGUGGAAAUGGUACAGGAAAUGAACCAAAGCAAUUGAAUCAACCCAAGGGUUUAUCGUUUGAUGAUGAAGGAAAUCUUUAUGUAGUUGAUUUGGGAAAUAAUCGAAUUGUAAAAUUUGAAAUAAUUUUAUAA